Molecule: messenger RNA, 1377 nt
Organism: Colletotrichum destructivum
Lineage: Eukaryota; Fungi; Ascomycota; Sordariomycetes; Glomerellales; Glomerellaceae
Product: Putative RTA-like protein
Exons: 2
Coding region: 329-1210 (293 amino acids)
Cellular component (GO): membrane
Source: RefSeq, a predicted model, not a curated record
AUGGCGUCGAGAAAGCGUUGAAUCACGGGUCUGGAGACAAGCAAAUCUCUUCCCCAGAGGCCCCCUAUAAAGAUGGCCAGACGUCGAGUGUCCCCCUUGAGCCUUGGCGGAUGCUUGCUACAACACGAACGGGCCAGGACAAGAUUACAAGCGGCCGGAACACCUGAAGCAAUCGUCGUCACCAUCUCGACGCAACCGAGCCAACACCCCGUUCAACAACACAGCCCACUCGCUACUCGACGCGGUAACAACACGAAAUAGGGAGGAAAGCCGAAGAUCCAUUCAUCCAUCUACCCAUUCAUCUCACGACCGCAACCAAAGCCACACAAUGCCCGAGCUACAGUCGUACAAUGGGUACUACCUCUGGCACUACGUGCCGAGCCUCGUAGCGGCCAUCAUCUUCGAGGUGCUCUUCGUCCUGGUGACGCUCUUCCACGCGUGGAAGAUUGCGAGGACAAAGACGUGGUUCUGCAUCGUCUUUUGCAUCGGCGGUCUUUUGGAAAUCAUUGGAUAUGCAGGACGGGCGAUCGCGCGCGAGAAGACGGGCGAGAUCGGGCCGUACGUGAUGCAGAGCGUGACGAUCCUGGUGGCGCCGGCGCUCUUCGCGGCGUCGGUGUACAUGACGCUGGGCCGCAUCAUCCGCAGCGUGCACGGCGAGUCGCUGUCGGUGAUCCGGAUCAACUGGCUCACACGCAUCUUCGUGACGGGCGACGUCUUCUCGUUCCUCGUGCAGGCGAGCGGCGCAGGGCUCAUGGUCAAGGACGGCAGCCAGGACAUGGGGCAGAACCUCAUCGUGGCGGGUCUCGUGAUCCAGAUCGUGCUGUUCGGCAUCUUCUGGGUGACGGCCAUCAUGUUCCACGUGCGGCUGGCCAAGUACCCGACCGAGGCGUCGGCCAGCGGACGGUCGCCGUGGCGGUCGGGCCUCUGGAUGCUGUACGCGGUCAGCGCCUUCAUCAUGGUGCGGUCCAUCUUCCGACUGAUCGAGUACGUCCUGGGCAGCGACGGCUACCCGCUGCAGAACGAGUGGACGCUGUACGUGUUCGACGCGACGCUCAUGUUCUUCGUCAUGGUCGCCUUCGGGUUCCGGUUCCCGGCGGCGUUCCAGAUCCGGAAGGGAGGGUCGCAGUCGACGUCGGACGUGGAGAACUACGACAUGACGGCGGAGACGAACGGAAGCCAGCGAGUGGCCAAGGGCAAGUCGAUGCGGUAAAGCAGCCGGGAGACGGAGGAUGGGGGGGGGGGGGUUCGUGAUGAAUUGUGUGUGGGACCAGUAACUUGUCAAGCGAACCACGACAGGUCGUUCGUUAAUAAGGACAGCGGGACAUGUAAUCAGAGAGAAGCUGGGGAUAAGUAAUCAUCCAUCUAUUACGAAAUAUC